Molecule: messenger RNA, 2301 nt
Organism: Poecilia latipinna (sailfin molly)
Lineage: Eukaryota; Metazoa; Chordata; Actinopteri; Cyprinodontiformes; Poeciliidae
Product: chemokine XC receptor 1-like
Exons: 2
Coding region: 1159-1986 (275 amino acids)
Biological process (GO): phospholipase C-activating G protein-coupled receptor signaling pathway; positive regulation of Rho protein signal transduction
Cellular component (GO): plasma membrane
Molecular function (GO): G protein-coupled receptor activity
Source: RefSeq, a predicted model, not a curated record
CGUGACCUCCUGGAGGGCCGAUCUCGGGUCUAGUGAUUUGUCCUGUUCUGAUGCGGCGCUGGUCCUCCAGACAGAACCGGUUCAUGUGAUUUCAGGACCUAACCUAGAAUAUAACCCGAGGAAGUCGAUGGAGUCGGUGUGGUCUCUGUAGUUCACUGGGACCAGACUCUCAACCUGCUGGUUUGGACUGGGAGGAAGCCAGAGUACCCAGAGAGAGUCCAGCCAUCCACAGGGAGAGCGUUCUGACAGGGAUGGCCUUGACCUUUGAACCCAGGAGCUUCUUGCUGCUCCUCAUCGUCCCCUGAAUAAAGAUCAUCAGUAACUUCAGGAUUCUCCUUCUGGUGUUCAUCAACCAGCUGAAGCCGUAGCUUCCCAGUCCUGAUCUCCAUCCGACCCCUGCUGCCGUUCCAGCUCCUCUUUCCGUCCCAGCGGACCGCUGGAGAAACUUUCUGCCCUUCAGUUUAUUAUUUCCACUGACAAAUUACAUUUUGAGGGAAAUCUAAUGCAAAUGUGGCCGUACCCUCUGUCCACAGAAACCAUAUCCGUGUCUCCGCUGGGCUUGUUUGAGCGCAGCAAAUGUAAACUUAGACUCCGCUGCUCGCCAUGCAAAUCCACAGGUGGGUCCAGUUUAAAAGGAGCAUGUGGUGAGAUGUUCGAGAAAUGAAAAGCCCAAAUUACAAACAGGAGAGCCUCUUAAUGCAAAACCACCAGAGGAUAGAUGGUGUUUAGAUGCAGCGACGCAGUGGGUGAGAUGGAGGUGCGUAAAACCAAAAUCACCGUUUAUUUUUCAGUAAAUUUUAAAGCUGAUGUCUGUUUACAUCGUCUCCGAACACUUACCACAUCAUUAAUCCUCCUGUUUGUUGAUCAAAAACCUGAACUUUAACGUGCUUUCCAACUGCCUCGUUCCUCAGUGACGCAUCUUCUGAGAAUUUUACCAUUUACCAAACUCAGAACGGAUGUAAACUGAAGGUUAGAUACCGGACAGAGCUUUAAUUUGGGCGUGAGAAAGAAUCAUCUCAGUCUGUCGGAACCGUACGGGUUACGCAAGACAUGCAGCUUCUGAUGUGCUAAAGUCAGUCAGCAGCGUGGCUGUUAUAACGGGGACUAUUUCUGGUUUAAUUCCUGCAGAAUUUGUAAAAUCGUCCAGAAUUGGUGGAAAUGAGUUCUGUUGGGUCCAACUCCACGUUGGGAUUGGAUCCCAGUUUCUUCCUGAACGGCAUCACGGCUCUGCUGGCCUCCAACGUGCUGCUGGGUCUGCCGGCCAAUGGCUACGUGGCCUGGAUGAUAGCGAGCGAGUCCAGCGGCCCCGCCGUCUCGGAGCUCUUCGCCCUCAACCUGGCCGUCGCAGAGAUCCUCUUCGCCUGCUCCUCUUUCUACGUGAUGCUCCACUUCCUGCUCAGGAUGUCCCAGGAGGUCGGGGUUCUGGUUCUGAAGCUGUUCCUGCAGCUCAUGCUGAUUUCUCGGCCACUCUUUCAGACCUGCAUCUGUCUGGAGCGCUACAUGGCCGUGGUCCAUCCCACCAUCUUCAUCAGGCUGAAACCUCUGCGGUACCGUUUGGCCGUCUGCCUCUUUGACUGGCUGCUGAUCCUGCUGGACUUCAUGUUUCCCUUCCUCGGCCCGUCCCUCACCAUCGCUGCUUGCUACUUUAUAGCCAAGUCCCUGCUCUUCCUGUCCGUCUUGUCUUACUGCGGUGUCCGCGUCCUGCUCGUCCUGAAGCAGCCGGGUCCGGGCGACAGCUCCCGCAGCGUUGAGAGCUGGAGCGCCAUGAAGAGGAAGGCCUUCAAGGUGAUCGUCAUCACCCUGGGGUUCAACAGCGCCACCCAGCUGCUGCAGAUCCUCAUGCUGGGCCCAACCGUCCUCACCGCGUCUCUGCUUCUCAUUCUGCAGCUCACGUUGUUCAGCCUCUUCAUCAGCAUCAUCAGCAGCUUCAUCACUCCUCUGCUGUUCCUGCACAGAGCCGGAAAGCUGCCCUGCAUCAACUUCUAGCUGUUGCAGAGACCCAGUUAAGGUUCCUGCCGCAGCCCGAGUCGUGGACAAACAACCUGUUCACAAACAAAACAAUAAAUUUCCCCAGAAACCUGAUUCAUCCUUCCCAAUGAUCCGUGACUGUUUAUUUGGGAAUACUAAUCAUUCCCAUAUUCCCUGUUUUCAGGCCUCUUCACUUGGGAACUUGUGAUGAGUGCCUAGAGACUAACCUUAGCUUUUAUUGAGCCUCGAGGGCUCCUGUAGAUUCGUCCCUGAGCAGCUGAACGUUAGACUCCUGGUUCCUGUUGAAACGAGAAAAUUCCCUUUGAAAGCCUU